GCCUCCUUUAGUCCUUGGGCCCUGGUAAUGGGCUCCGUCUUUCAUCUGCUUCACACGCAAAAUUCACCGCCUUCUUUAGUUUUCUCUUGCGCAAUGGUUUUGUUUCAUCUGUUCUAACUUCAGAUCCUUUGUAGUGAUUGCUCCGAAUUUCUUCUCAGCCACAGCUAUAUACAUAUAUGUAUAUAUAAAUUCGUAAUUUGUACAAUAUAGGGUUUUAUUACUGUGAUUAUCGCCAAAUCUGAAACCAUCCAACUAUGGGAGGUCACGGUGGUCUAAACAUUCUUCCUCAGAAGCGAUGGAACGUCUACAACUUCGAUAACAGAGAGAAAGUCCGCAAAGACGAAGAAGCCGCCGCUAAAGAAGAGCAGCUCAAGCGCGAGCAGUCUCGAAAGCGAGACGCCGAGUUUCGUCUCGAGCAGCUCCGACAAGCCCGCGGCUUGCUCCCCUUAGCUCAAGCCGAUGCAGAAUCGGAUGAAUUGGAAUCCAAAUCGGAACCCAAAUUGGAAUCGAAAUCAGAACCCAAAUUGGAAUCGAAAUCGAACCACAUCAAUCUGUUCGAAGGUAUCAAGAUCUUUGAUCCAGUUACAGUUGGUGUUGAUGGUGAAGAAGAUGAUAAGAGAGGGGCUUUUAAGAAGAUGAAGAUGAUGAAGAAGAAGGAGGAGGCACCUAAGGUUGUGUUGCCGGAGGAUGAGAAGUAUAGAUUAGGGUAUGGAGUUGCCGGGAAAGGCGUGAAAUUGCCGUGGUAUCUGUUGAAGCCGAGUGAUGAUUCGAAUGCUGAGAGUGGUGGAGAUGAUUAUACAUUUAGAAAGGGGAAGGAAGAGGGCAAGAGUAGUAGCGGGAAGAAAACAUUGGAGGAGAUGAGGGAAGAAAGGUUGAGGAGAGAGAGGCGAGAGAAGGGCAGGGAACGAGCUUUGGUACUAGAGAAGAGCCGAAGAGAUGGAGCAGUCUCAAGGGACAGAGGGUCUUCUAGGAGGGGCCUUGAGCGGAAGUGAACUGGCUUUCCGGAAACAUGCAUACUUUUGUAUAAGGUUUGUUAUGAUUUUAUAUGUGGGUACGCAUGAGACUGUUGCCCUUAUAUUCAUUUUUCUCUGUACAUCAGCUCCUGAGCUCUGAAUUUUAGAAAAUAUGCUAGAUGUAUAAUUUAAUUGCAUCCGUAUCCAUCUUCUACUUGGAAAAUGUAUAAAUAUUUCCAUGCACAACUUAUUAAUAUGAAAGGAAAAAUGUGCUCGAGUUCUGCUUAAA
This is a messenger RNA of Cornus florida, 1242 nucleotides long. RefSeq lists its product as uncharacterized. NCBI's taxonomy places the organism in Eukaryota, Viridiplantae, Streptophyta, Magnoliopsida, Cornales, Cornaceae. The coding region runs from base 255 to 992 and encodes 245 amino acids. The transcript has 3 exons. The record is from RefSeq and is a predicted model, not a curated record.